AUGAUAAUAGACUAUUUUACAGAUAAUAAUAGUAAUGGAAAUAUGGCGAACACAAUGACGACGACGGUUGAUCCCACCACCUCCAUUGCAAUGAUGAAUACAACAAGAGACACUAUUAUUCAAGGUAGUAAUGGUGAAUCAAAUUACGAAUUGUCAGUACACCAAAGAGAUAUUCUGCACUAUGUGUUGAUUGGAUCGUCGUGUAUGACAUUGGCAGGCACGCUCCUCGUCAUAACGACCUACCUCAUCAAAUAUCUAAAAGGGUUGCACAACAAGGAAGAUGGCGCAAAAAUGAUCUUUCUACUCAAUCUACCUGGUUUCAUUGGAUCAUUCUUUUGGUUUCCUUGGGAGAGUGUCUACAAUGAAACUUUUUGUACCAUCCAAGCCUCUGGAAUACAAUUUUGUGAAUUGGCAGCUCUAUGUUGGUCAUCUUGUAUAGUAUUUACUUUUUUAUCUGUAGUUUUAAAUAAUAAGAAAACAUCGAAAGCACCAGAAACCAAUUUUAAAAUAUUCCAUUUUGUAUCUUGGGGUGUCCCAUUGUUGAGUUUGAUACCAUGUUAUGUGUUUGGCUUAUUUGGGCCUCUCACAGGCCCAUGGUGUUGGAUAUCUAACCCUGGUGUAAGACUAUUGGUUUAUAUCCCCGGUCUAGCCAUCGUCUUAUUUAUUACAAUCUCCUAUGUCUAUCUUCGUAUUAAACUUGGUAAACAAGAUGGUUAUGGAUUUAUAACAGGUAGAUUCUUUUAUUUUAUUUUAGCUUCUUUAAUUUGUCAAUUACCAUCACUUGUAAAUAGAGUUCAAAACUAUCUUUAUCCACAAAAUCCGAUAUUUGUAUUGUAUCUGUUACAAUCGAUAUUCCAACCACUUCAAGGAUUCAUCAAUUCGAUGGUAUAUGGAAUUAUUGACGAAUAUUUCUUUGGCACAUACAGAGAGUUCUUUUCGUGUUUUGGAUGUUGUCGACCAAAACAAUCAUUUUCAAAUGGAUCCGGAGGUAAAGACACAUUUGGACCCAUAUCCGAUCACACUAGUUUACUCAUCGACUAUGAUAACAACAGUCAAAGAUUUUCAAAAAAUUCUUUACCCUAUCAUUAUAAUAUUAAUGGUAGAUAG
Molecule: messenger RNA, 1107 nt
Organism: Cavenderia fasciculata
Lineage: Eukaryota; Evosea; Eumycetozoa; Acytosteliales; Cavenderiaceae
Product: G-protein-coupled receptor family protein
Exons: 3
Coding region: 1-1107 (368 amino acids)
Biological process (GO): adenylate cyclase-activating G protein-coupled receptor signaling pathway; cell surface receptor signaling pathway
Cellular component (GO): plasma membrane
Molecular function (GO): G protein-coupled receptor activity
Source: RefSeq, a predicted model, not a curated record